This is a messenger RNA of Papaver somniferum (opium poppy), 696 nucleotides long. Its product is annotated as octapeptide-repeat protein T2-like. The coding region runs from base 1 to 696 and encodes 231 amino acids. The transcript has a single exon. The record is from RefSeq and is a predicted model, not a curated record. NCBI's taxonomy places the organism in Eukaryota, Viridiplantae, Streptophyta, Magnoliopsida, Ranunculales, Papaveraceae.
AUGUAUGGGGAAGGGAGCAUGCAUACAACCGAUCUUGACACUAUAGAGGAUGAAGAGAAGGAGACACAAGAAAGAGGUAAGAACCCUGACAAUGAAAACAACUUGACCAUCCGACAGUUGAGGGAGCGCCUCGCACAAGAUAGGCGAAUCGAAAGAGAGCUGAGGCAAGGAUUAGAACGGAGCAGAGCAAGAGAUACGGAGUUAGCAGAAGAACGUGCGAACUUGGCAAGACAAAAUGCCCUUUUAAUGGAAGAAAACCACCGACUCAAUGAGAAUGUACAGACGCGAACUCAUACUGGAGAAACUGAAACCCAAACAAGUAGAAGUUCGUCAAGGAGAAGGAGAAGACGUCAUAGUGAGGAAAUAGAAAUACAAAACAAUCAUGAUGAGUACGAGCGCGAGGUACGUGAACGAGAACGCGAAAGAGAAGACGCACGCGGCCUAGAAAGAAGGAUAUUGGAACGAAGAGAAAGGAGAAGGGAUCGGGGAAGAAGAGAAAUCCAGGAACGAGAAAGAUAUGAUGGGAGAAGAGGAAGUAGUUCAGAGCGCGAGACCCAAAGAUGCAGGAGAGAGACCAGUUUGGAAUGGGAAACUAUAAUGGCUAUAGAAAGAAGUAUAAUUGAACAAAGAGCACGAGAAGCCGUUGCACAAAGAGAAAGAGAACAAGCUAAUGCAAAUCAAACCAUAUUGCAAUAG